CGAGAGAGGUGGAGGCGGCCGUCGGGGUUCGGCGACAGAGUGGGGCCCGAGGAGAGGCCCGCUGCGUGGAUCGGCAAAGGGUUGGCCCCUCUGAGGGAUGGCUGCGUGGAGGUGACCGGGUGCCAACUGAUGCGGCGGCGAUUCCCACACCCAUCGGACUAAAAUUGAAAGAGGGAAGUCGCCCGAUCGAUGCGCCGGCGCCCUCCCCAUUGGCUGCCCGCCGCCCGUUCCCAUUGGUCCUUCACUUUGCACCUAUCGGGUGGCCCCGCCUCUCUGACUCACCCGACGCUCCGACGGCCUCUUUUUAUUCGCGAUUCGAGGUGUUUCGUCCAUUAAACCCAUUUUCCCGUCCCGAUUAUCCUCCCGUCUCUCCUUCCUUCCUCCCCCGUCCCGUUUUAAUCCCGUCCGUGUCUCCCUUCCUUCUCCGCGCUCUUUUCCUCCCUUACGGUAAAAGUGCGCGACGCCGAAGAAAUUCCCGCCUCGACCGCCGUUCGAACCCGCAUCCGAAAAUGACGUUUUCCACCCCUUUUUUACCGUCCAUCCGCUUCCGCCUAUUUUGCUCCAAUGGUGGGCCUCUCCCGUUCGACUGCGGACCGGUCGUCAGCGCUCUCUAGCGAUUGCCGUUAAGCCUAACGUGGAGGCUGCAACUGGUCGUCCGUCCGUCUCGUCUGGAAAAAUAUCCUGCCAGGCUGCUACUGGAGUUUGAUGUUUUCAACUUUGUAGCUGAACUACUAUGCGAAUAAUUGAAUGUUGUAACUGAUACUUUUGAGAAGAUAAUGAUACUGUCCUUAUCCUAGUAUAGAAAAAAUAAAUGAUUUCUUAGGUAUACCUCGCCUUAUGUCGGUAAUUGGUUCCAGGAGAGGCAAUGAUACUAAAGAUUAUUUUGGAAUGACAAGAAAGAUUAGAGAUUACCUCAGAUUACAGCCGAUUCUUCCAAAACCUCAAAAUGUAGCCUUACUAACCAAGAACGAUUGUUUGCCAGUUUACCUAGUUAACUUGUUUUGCAGUCAGAAUAGGGUGGACGCAGAGGAGUUUCUAAUGAAUCAGCCUGACGGCCACGAAUGGGUCGGAAGACUGUUGAAAAGGCGUAGAAUUUUGUCAAAUUCGAAAAAUGUUGAGUGCAAAAGACUUUGCAUUUCCAAUAAAUUACACACUAGUCCAAACUUUGAAAAUAAUUCAAAUAAUCUAGUUUGUCUGAAAGAGCAGGUUAAUCCUGAAGAGAGUGACAUUUACAACUGUAAUUAUGGAGAAAAUGUAAAAAGUGAAGAUAGUUCCUGUGAAAUUGGAAAAUCAAACACUAAUAUUGAUGUGGUACAUUCUGUGAUAACCAAAAAUGUAAAUAAUUUAUCUUUUCAAAAGACCCAUAACUUAGCCAAAUGUUCAAACACGUCCGAUAAUGGUCAGUCUUCAUUACUUUCGAGCUUUCGACGGGAAGAAGUGGAAAACAGUAUCAACGAUAAAUCAAAUCCUUUGUUGUCAGCAAUGGAUUGCAAAGUUUCAAAAUAUGAAAAAACACUGAAAACUUUUGUUAAAAUUUCUCCAUGUUUGCCAGAGACUGUAAAUAAAUCGCGAGACUUUUUUACCAUAAAGAAAAGUGGGAAAAAGAAAUUCGUUCUCUGCAAGAAAACAGUGAAAAAAUUACUGCAAUUCGUACCGCCAAAUUAUUGCAAUAAUGAUCGUUGCUGUCCAAAUUUAAAGGAUGUAAUUUUAACAGGAAAAGGUAACAAUAUCUUAAAACUCGAAAACAUGAAUUUCAAUACUUCUUUAGUGCAAAAUGUGCCCAAAGAGAAAGUAGCAAUCGAUUUGAACAAUAAUGCCAAACAGUUUGUUAAAUGUGACGAUGAUAACAUCAACCACACGACAGACAAUAUUUCUGAAAACAACAAAUCAAUUUGGACCAAUGUCGUUCCAGAAAAUCAAAGUAAUCUUCGGCUAGAUACAAAUAAUUUGGUGGAUCCGGGUUUGAAGAAAGGAAAGAUUGUGUCAAAUGCAGAUAAUCUAAAUAGUGAAAGCAUUCAAAAUACUAAAUAUAUCUGCAAAGAGAUAAUUACGACGGGUACAGAAGAACCAGAAUGUGGACGCAAACUUUCUCCCUCGGGUAAUUUGCAUCCUAAAACUUUGGCCGUUUUAAGAAAAUAUCGGAAAAUUGCUCCCCGAACGAAACAGGUGGAUGAAUUCAAACAUCGCCAAACUGGAGUUCAAAGUUUAAACUGUGUGUCAUCUUCAAAAGCAAAACGUUUGAGUUGUAACAAAGUGCAUUUACAAGUGGAAGAAAGAGCAAAAUCAAAUAAAACAAACCUUGCUUUUACUGACUUUAAAAAUUUUGAAUCGUGUUGUGAACAGAAAUGUCGGGAGAAAACCUCCGACAAUAACAGACCAUAUAAAAUUUAUUCGACGUUUGAUGGAAGAAAUUGUAAAAAAGCAAUCUAUAGUGUGGAUAAUUCUUCAAAAAUUGCCUUAACAGAUAUUUUGGAUAUGAAAGACCAGAAAAAUUUACAAAGUUUAACUUUUAGCGAAUUGGUAAAACUUUCUGAAAAAUAUGGCGAAAAAGUAUUCCAUUCGCUAUCUCUAGACGAAAUUACUAAGAAAGCAACUACGGAGAUCUUUGAGCAUAAUAAUGUCUCGAACGACAAGCUUUUUAACAAUUAUUCCAAAACCGACGAGUCCCAUAAAAAGACUAAUAUUACCACUAAAAACACGUCCUUCCAUGGCAAUGAAUCUUAUAAAACAACUGGUUUAAAUAAUUUUUCUUGUGACAUACGUGGGAAAAGUAUUUCUGAAACCACCUGUACGUCGAGACCGAUCUCCGGCAUGGGAAACAUGGUUAAUGUUUGCACAUUGAGUUUUUUACAAGAAAAUAAUUUUGAUAGUACUGAUACAAAAAGCAGUUUGGAUUAUAAUAAAUUAAUAACUGAAGAUAAAUGCAAAUUUUUGAAAUUAUUUGAUCUUUGUCACGUCGAGGACAAAAUGGCAAAAAUAAUUUCUGUCAGACCACCUCACAACGAAGAGAUUCUGAAUGUAAAGAAUCCUCUUAUUCCUCUGCAUCAUCUGUUUAAAUUAGCGAAAAUUUUCAGAUGCAAACACAAGCCCGUCCUCUACCCCAAGAACGAAGAACGUCUUAGCUCAUUUGGUUUGACCAUGGGCAUCGCUUCCGACGACAGCAAGUUCCGUUCAAUUUCUGCAGGAGGAAACAUGGUCAUCGCCAAGAACGGGCAUGGUAGGGACGAGGCCUGGUUGCUGAUUCCCGUGUGGACCACUCCACGCAGCUCAAAUCCGCAAGAGAGGAGAGGACCGGCAGAACACACUCCCGCAAUUACACUCCCGGAUGCGGCAGUGGGAGGGAAUUCGUUGGCUCCCUUUUGCGGAACACAAGCCCGCGGUGUCAUCUCUCACUGCUGCACGGUUUCGCAUCAUUCGAAAGUUUCUUGCAGUCCGAGCAGCACCUAUCACAAACUGUCUUAGAGCCUGGCCACCUUGCAAUUAGUUACAAUCUCGUUUUUACCGGCCAAAUGUUCGUGGCCAUAUUUUUCAUUUGAGGUGCGAAGAAUUAGACACCUAAAAAGCUUGGCACACAUUUAUUGUUUUCGUAAGACAACAGAAAGCGGAUUACCACGUAUCGAAAUAUUUUUAUAUGCCAUUUGUAACUGCAGUUAAAGGAAUAUGAAGGGUGCAGAGUGGAAUGUUAGAAUCAAAUUUGUUGUUUCGUGCUAUAUAUUUUAUUGCAGCAAAAUUGGCUUUUUGUCGACGACCAAUUUACUUCUGAAAGUCCGGUUGCCAGUCGAGCCAAAAGCCGUACAAAUAUACUAGCCUUCUCCUAAAACAGACAUUUUCAUUUGUAAGAUUUGGCAUUCUAAUUUGUUUCUGGAUACUUUGAAAGUAAUGUAAAGAAGAAAUUACAUUCCAUAAAUUGCUCACUAAAAAGAAUACACGGUACAGUUUGCCAGGAUUUAACCCGAGAAGAAAUCGACUAUGAACCCGUCCACCCCAAUUGCCGCAAUCUGCGGUUCCGUCGUUUUGUUGUUCAAAAUUCAAAUGUUUAUCAUUGACUUGUUUGUUAUAAAGAUUAAAGAUUUGUUUUAGAAAUAAA
This is a messenger RNA of Centruroides sculpturatus (bark scorpion), 4087 nucleotides long. RefSeq lists its product as uncharacterized. Lineage: Eukaryota; Metazoa; Arthropoda; Arachnida; Scorpiones; Buthidae. The coding region runs from base 838 to 3462 and encodes 874 amino acids. The record is from RefSeq and is a predicted model, not a curated record. The transcript is spliced from 7 exons.